Glarea lozoyensis ATCC 20868 is the source of this 1443-nucleotide messenger RNA. Its product is annotated as C2 (Calcium/lipid-binding, CaLB). The record is from RefSeq and is a predicted model, not a curated record. The transcript is spliced from 4 exons. Gene Ontology annotation, molecular function: lipid binding. Bases 1 to 1443 code for a protein of 480 amino acids. Lineage: Eukaryota; Fungi; Ascomycota; Leotiomycetes; Helotiales; Helotiaceae.
AUGGCAUCGCUUCUUGAGAAAUUGACUGCUGAGGGCGGCGGGGAAUCUGUGCGCUUCUUGAACGACAUCGUCGCGCAGCUAUGGCCGCAUAUCAAUGUUGCUGGCUGCAAAAUGAUAAAAGAAAUCGCCGAGCCUAUGUUCAAGACAAUGCUUCCAGGGCCCCUGGCCAGUCUCCAUUUCACUAAGCUAGACCUCGGUCACGUUCCUCUGGAACUCUCCAAUUUGCUUGUCACAAAAACCGAGACGGAUGGUAUCAAGCUCGACUUGAAUGUUGACUGGGCGGGCAAAUGUGAUAUUGCGCUAGAUGCUUCCAUGAUUCCUACUGUCGGAGUGAGAGGUGUUGCACUUCACGGCAGACUUUCCGUCCUGCUGGGCCCGUUGACCGACAUUAUUCCGCUGAUAGGAGCUGCCCAAAUCGCCUUUGUGAACCCGCCAGUCUUGAAGCUGGACUUCACCGGGGCAGCCAAUGUGGCCGACUCCGACAUGAUUGACGGAGCAGUACGCUCGGUAAUCAUGAGUAUAAUCAACUCUAUGUUAGUGCUGCCCAACCGGCUCAUGAUCAAGUUGGAUGCUACAAGCGACUAUUUCAAGACACAGAUUUACCCGCUUGGUAUCCUUCGUCUCACGGUGGAGAAGGCAUCGGGAUUCGCUGAAGAGAAACAAAGCGCGAGCAAGAGAUUCCUAUCAAAAAUCACUCGCGCUUCCCCCGACACCUAUUGCAAUGUUAGUGUUGGCGCCGAGACGACAUGGCGGACAUCGACCAAGAACAACACGACUAAUCCAUCUUGGAAUGAAGUGCAUGACUUUGUAGUCACAGACAUGAACCAAUGCAUUACAGUUGACUUAAUGGAUCAUGACGUCGGAAGCGAUGACCAGAUUGGACUCGCUGUCACUACUGUUAAGGACAUUCUCUUGACCGGCGGUAAGCAGGAACUGAGCAUGGUGCACAAGGAACAGCCGAUAGAUGGUAGCGUCUCGCUGUCUUGCAAAUUUUACCAUUUCGCACCCGAUAACAGCAGUUUCUCUGCCUCGGACCACAGCGGUGAGGGACGCCUCUGCGGCAUUGCUACCAUUAUGAUAGCCGGCGUGCUCGGUAUCCCAGGCAGGCGAGAGGAGCUGAACCCGAGCGUGGUGGUUACUUGGGGCGAGAAGCAUCGCUUCCAGACGGCUAUGAAAACGGAUGCACCAGGGACGGAUAUCUCAAACCCUUCUUUUGAUCAGAGUUUCCGUAUUCCAUACUCGGCAGAUAUGGUAUCCGGUGGGGGACAGAGCUUCCGCAUUGCUCUUAUGAAUAAAAAGGAUGAAGUAGGCUCGAUCGAUAUUCCGCUGUCGGAUGUACUGAGCGCGCCAGACAUGAUUGUUCAAAACAACUUCGGCGUCGGCGGGGGCGCAGCGGUCAGAGCAAGCAUAAGCCUUCGUGGUCUCACAGCGGCGGAUAUUUAA